AUGAAGGGGGUUCUCGUCCAGGCCCGGGGAGUGGAACUCGGGGAGGAGGAGUCUCGCUGGGGCCUUUAUGUGGGCUCCGUAAAGAGACAAGCACUAUAUGCCUGUGGUACCUGCACCCCCAAGGGAGAAGAACCAGCAGGAAUUUGCCUAGCUUGCAGUUAUGAGUGUCAUGGAAGUCAUAAACUAUUUGAGCUAUAUACAAAAAGAAAUUUUCAUUGUGAUUGUGGAAACAGCAAGUUUAAAAAUUUGGAAUGCAAAUUAUUUCCUGACAAAGCAAAGAUAAAUUCUGGCAAUAAGUAUAAUGACAACUUUUUUGGAUUGUAUUGCAUUUGUAAGAGACCUUAUCCUGAUCCUGAUGAUGAGAUUCCAGAUGAGAUGAUCCAGUGCGUAGUCUGUGAAGACUGGUUCCAUGGAAGGCAUCUCGGUGCCAUGCCCCCCGAGAGUGGGGAUUUCCAGGAGAUGGUGUGCCAGGCCUGUAUGAAGCGCUGCUCGUUCUUGUGGGCUUACGCUGCACAGUUGGCAGUAACCAAAGUAUCUGCUGAGGAUGAUGGGUUGGCGCUGAAUGUCGAUGGGAUAGGUGAUGAGGAAGUUACCAAACCUGAAAAUGGCGAUCAUCAUGAUAGUCCCCUCAAAGAGGAUGUUCCAGAACAUGCAAAGGAUGCUGUCAAGGCAGUUAAAGCAGAGCAGACUAAUGAACCAUGUGCCAGCUCUAGUUCUGAGUCUGAUCUCCAGACAGUGUUUAAGAAUCAACAUCUCAAUACAGAAUCACAGACUGGCUGCAAACUUCAGGAGCUUAAAGCUAAGCAUUUUAUAAAGAAAGACACUGCCACCUUUUGGCCCCUGAACUGGCGUAGCAAGUUAUGUACCUGCAAAGACUGUAUGAAAAUGUAUGGCGAUCUAGAUGUCCUGUUCCUGACAGAUGAAUAUGACACAGUUCUGGCUUAUGAAAACAAGGGCAAGGUUGACCAGGCGGCUGGCAGGACAGAUCCUUUAAUGGACACCCUUAGCAGCAUGAACAGAGUCCAGCAAGUGGAACUCAUUUGUGAAUAUAAUGACUUGAAGACUGAACUUAAAGACUAUCUGAAGAGAUUUGCUGAUGAAGGCACGAGCAAGACAACUGAAGGCAGCAAGCAGUCACUUCCCCAUCAGCUGGAGAGUCGAGGACGCUGGAACCAGAAAGCCCGUGGUGCAGGCUGGAGGUUACUUCGCCAUCUCCACGGCAUUAGGAUUCUAAGAACUCGAUCUCUUUAGAGUCUCAUCUCGUGCCUCUAGUCCAUGCUACCAGAAUCUGCAGCGGCUCUGACGGCGUCUGCACUGUGAACACAGCAAGAGCUUUGCAGCCUGGGUACAAAAGGCUUUUCUCCUUCCUGUUCUCUAGUGAACUAGGAAACUCCAGGAUCCUGACGGGACUCCCACUGAAGGAACGAAGACCAGCUCCCCAGACUUAUUAAAAAAGAAUGACAAUAGAUUUAAAGAGACUGAGCAGGAAGAUUUCCGAACCAAAACAAUUAUUGAAAAGAGAGGAGCAUUUUGAUGUGCUGUUCUUUGGAAUUUCUAUAAUUAAAAAAUAAACACAGAACUAUUUCAUAAGAAAAUACAUCUUAGUGUGCAAUCCAAUGCACAUGGAAAUUGGUAGAUGAAUGGCAAAAUGCAAAAAAGUAUGAAAAUACAGUCCUUUAAAUGCGGCAAUAAAGUUUAACAUACUGAUAUAAAAUCAAUACAGAUAAAAUAAAUGGACAAGUGCAAAAAA
Myotis brandtii (Brandt's bat) is the source of this 1750-nucleotide messenger RNA. It is a transcript of the gene UBR7, whose product is annotated as ubiquitin protein ligase E3 component n-recognin 7 (putative). Gene Ontology annotation, molecular function: ubiquitin protein ligase activity; zinc ion binding. Gene Ontology annotation, cellular component: cytoplasm. The transcript has 11 exons. Bases 1 to 1251 code for a protein of 416 amino acids. The record is from RefSeq and is a predicted model, not a curated record. NCBI's taxonomy places the organism in Eukaryota, Metazoa, Chordata, Mammalia, Chiroptera, Vespertilionidae.